This is a messenger RNA of Anopheles funestus (African malaria mosquito), 2507 nucleotides long. RefSeq names its product inositol polyphosphate 1-phosphatase (gene Ipp). NCBI's taxonomy places the organism in Eukaryota, Metazoa, Arthropoda, Insecta, Diptera, Culicidae. The coding region runs from base 348 to 1448 and encodes 366 amino acids. The transcript has 3 exons. Gene Ontology annotation, molecular function: inositol-1,4-bisphosphate 1-phosphatase activity. The record is from RefSeq and is a predicted model, not a curated record.
GGUAAACUAUUUUUUGCAUUACGCAUAGAAGUUCAUUACAAAACUUAGUGUUCAAAAGGCAAAUCUACAGUUCGUUGUGACAAGGAAAGUACUGUUGUUGGCAGCACAUUCCCAUCUGUUGUAUAUCUAAUUGAAGUGAGCAGGAAAACAUUGCAAACCGAAAGUAAAAUCAACAAUAUUGAACGUUACAUUCGUUUAACUACCCUUGCGUACAACUGGAACUUGCAAAAAAUCUUCAAGACUACGUAAUCAAGUGAAUCAAUCGUUCGUACCAAAUCACGUCAAGAGAAGUGCAUACCAAGAACAGUGUUUUGCUUUGCUGCUUGCAUUACAACGAAGAAUCAAUCAUGUCAGCCAUCAAUCUUUUAAAAGAGUUGCUAAAAGCAUCCGAAAAGGCAGCUAACAUUGCACGUGUGUGUCGGCAAAAUCAACGCCUAUUCAGCUUACUGGUACAGGAAAAAGAAAGAGAUGAAUCGAACUCGCGAUUUGAUCACGAUUUUAAAACACUCGCUGACUGCCUCAUUCAGGAGAUGAUAAAAUAUGACAUUGCAAAGCAGUUUCCAGAAUUACGUGACAACAUCCGAGGGGAAGAAAAUGCAAAAUUUACCAAUACUACGGGUGAGUCUGUAAUAGUGACGGUGACGGACGAUCCGGAAAACACCAUCCAAAUUCUGGAAAAGAUUCUUAACGGUGACAAAGAAGCCGCAUCUGCCCUCGUAGACGAGGUUUAUCGCGAUGUUGAUCUAGAUACAGAAGAUCUAGAAUUGCCUACCGACUCAAUACCGUUAGACAGCAACUGGUCUGAGCUGGGCAUUUGGAUCGAUCCAAUCGAUGGUACGGCUGAAUAUAUUAAGGGCGAAGAAAAGUUAACAAAGUACCCGAACAUCGCUUCGUCUGGCCUAAAAUGUUGCACAGUAUUAAUAGGUGUGUAUGAAACAUGCCAGGGCACACCAAUCCUUGGCGUAAUCAAUCAACCAUUUGCAGACAAAGUUAGUGAUCAAGAUGAGUUUCAGGAAAAAUACAGAGGCAAAAUCUACUGGGGUUUGUCGAUAGGUGACUUAAAAUUCAACAAUAUAGCGCCGCAUGAACCGGAUGCACGUAUUGCAAUUCUUUCUCCGUCCGAGCAGUCAAAGUAUGUUGAUUUUAUUCGAAAUCAAUUAAAAUAUGAUGUUAUCUAUUCAUCCGGAGCAGGAUAUAAGAUACUAAAGAUAGCCACGGGAGAAGCAGAACUGUUUCUCUUAAGCAAAGGCACUACAUACAAGUGGGACACAUGUGCACCCCAAGCAAUUCUUCGUUCGAUGAACGGGGAUUUGUUCAACCUUCAAGACACACUUAUAAACAAAUCGGUCAAGAAAAUCGCUUACCAAGACCGUAAAGUUAUUCGUAAUCUCGGCGGACUUAUUGCCUAUCAGAAUAUCGAUAAACUGCGAGAAUUUCUUAAACUGUAAGCUUCAUUUAAUCACUGACGUGAAGCAAAGCUUUUCGAUAUCAAUUAUUCAAUACAUAGUAUUUCGAAGAACAGAAAUAUAAGAAAUAGAUUCGAAUGGCUGUUAAUCGUUGAUAUAUAGACAUAUGAAUGUUUAAACAAAUUUCGUAGUACUUCGUGUUGUACGUAGAAUGAGAAGCUAACAUAGCUAAAAGUUGUGUUACAAAUAUGGAUCAAAACUCAAGGAACAUUUAGUGAGACUCUAUUCAAUCAAAGGCUGUCUUGUAGAGAAUUUUUCUUGAUUUGAGGAAACGACGCCACAGUUUAAUUCAUAGAAAUCCACUGUUUUAGAUAUCUAUUUUUAUAGAUACUUCGUUAGUAGUUGGUAAAUCAUACGUAUAUAUUCGUGAAAUGUGUGGAACUAUUCAGAAUUGUUCUCAAUGAAAUGUAAACAAGUAUAAUGGUACUAAUAUUUUGUUUCUUUGUAAUUAACUAUGCUUCCAGAUCCCGUCACAUUCCAUUUAGAAUGUUUUACACAAUUGCAUAAUGAUUUCUGCAAAUGUAAUAAAUAACUAUAAGUUUGUACCAAGUAUUACCAGGUAAUAUUAUGUACCAGGUAAUAUUGACAAAAGGCUUAAAACCAUCGAUAAUGAUUAUACAAAUAACAGGGUCAACGUAUAAAUAUUUCAAUCAGAAUUACUGUGUUUGUAGAACGGCAGGAAUGAGAUAUAGCAAAGAAAAAAUCAUUUACGGUAAAUUAAAACAUUGAAAACACAGAAACUAGCAUAGAUCAGAUGUUAUUGGCGUAGAGCGAUAUAUCUAAGAUAACCGCAUGUUAGUUUUAUAGUAGGUUUGAUGUAACAUAAUCGUAUUAGCAUGCAGAAGUAGAAUGUUUAAACAGUUUUCUCAUUUAUCUUUUUUAUCAUUUGAAUUGAAAUGCCGUAUAAAGCUGUUGUUACGAAGGAUUAAAACUAAAGCAUUCAUGUAGAUCGAUUGCAUUCGUUCAAUAGAUGUGCCGUAAAUUAUACAAAAAUAAAUUAACAAUAAAAAUUGAACUAGACCACCGACACGUUCAAUACAA